AUGGGCCUCCACAACCCGCUCCCGUCGUCUAUGGCGUCGGAAUGCAAAAAGUGCGGCAAGAUCCUGACCUCCUUCAUCGACCCUCGGCAAGCCUUCAGCCCUGACAAGAUCAUUCCUCCGUCCGUCCUCGCCAACGCAAAGGGCCUUGCGAUUCUCACCGUACUCAAAGCCGGCUUCCUUGGAUCCGGUCGCUUCGGUAGCGGUCUCGUCGUCUCGCGACUCCCCGACGGAUCAUGGAGUGCGCCGAGUGCCAUCGGCACGGCGGGCGCCGGCUUCGGCGGACAGAUUGGCUUCGAACUGACUGACUUCGUGUUCAUCCUCAACGACGCGAGCGCCGUCAAGACCUUCGCACAGGCUGGUUCGCUGACGCUCGGUGGAAACGUCUCCAUUGCCGCCGGCCCCGUCGGUCGCAACGCCGAGGCUGCCGGUGCCGCGUCGCUGAAGAGCGUGGCGGGCAUUUUCGCCUACUCCAAGACCAAGGGCCUGUUUGCCGGCGUCUCGCUGGAGGGCUCCGUAAUCAUCGAGCGCCGCGACGCCAACGAGAAGCUCUACGGCACCCGCUACACUGCCGCCCAGAUCUUGACCGGCAGCGUCCGCUCUCCGCCUCAGGCUGCGCCGCUCAUGAACGUCCUCAACUCCCGCUCCUUCAACGCUGGCCGUACCGGACAGGCCAACGAUUCCAUGUACAACGACAUCCCUGUCUACGAUCAGAGCCAUGACGAUGUGGUAUGGAACGGUCGCCAGGGCACUGGAUACGGAGAGGGAGAUAUGAACCAUCGCAGCAGUGUCUUCGGCCCUGGUCAUGGUCCUAAUCGGGGUGCCGAUGGCGCCAGCGAGUUUGGCGGACCCAAAAGGUCGAGUACAUGGCAGGACGAUGUCUACGACCGGCCGAACAACGGAGGCUUCGGUGGAGGAGUGUCACGGUCCAACACUGGAGUGUCGCGGUCGAACACGUUUGCGUCAAGAGGAAGCCACAACGACGACUACGUCUACAGGGACAACCCAUCACCCAACUUCGUCAGCGAACAGAAGACCGGAGCACCCGGCAGACCUGCGGCGCCGAAGCCAAACUUUGCUUCCAAGACUGCGAUGCUGAAGAAGAACGAGGCGGUUGCGCUGUUCACCUUCGAUGCCGACCAGCCUGGUGAUCUUGGGUUCAAGAAGGGCGAUGUCAUCACGGUGCUCAAGAAGACUGAGAGUGAAAACGACUGGUGGACUGGCAUGAUUGGCACGAGACACGGCAUCUUCCCCAGCAACUACGUCAAGAUGCGUGAGUAA
Colletotrichum spaethianum is the source of this 1278-nucleotide messenger RNA. Its product is annotated as SH3 domain-containing YSC84-like protein 1. Gene Ontology annotation, biological process: actin cortical patch localization; actin filament bundle assembly. Gene Ontology annotation, molecular function: actin filament binding; phosphatidylinositol binding. The coding region runs from base 1 to 1278 and encodes 425 amino acids. The transcript has 4 exons. Lineage: Eukaryota; Fungi; Ascomycota; Sordariomycetes; Glomerellales; Glomerellaceae. The record is from RefSeq and is a predicted model, not a curated record. Gene Ontology annotation, cellular component: actin cortical patch.